This is a messenger RNA of Symbiodinium sp. CCMP2592, 972 nucleotides long. Lineage: Eukaryota; Dinophyceae; Suessiales; Symbiodiniaceae. The record is from the annotation of a GenBank genome assembly.
AUGAUGCUGGCCCCACUGCUCGCAGCCGCACUCAGCUCAUGCUGCGUCGCAAUUCCAGUCACUUUCAAGGCUGAUUUUCGAGGCCGAAAGGUGGCCCCCGGAGGUCCACAUCUUGUCGGAAGCUUUCAAAGCUGGGACAUCCCAAGUGCCGUUGCUUUGGGAGACGACGACGCAGAUGGAAUUUAUGCAGCAACUCUGGAUUUGCCUGCGGGCUCCUACGAGUUCAAGUUUCUCAAUGGCAGCGCUUGGGAGCAUGCGGAGAUUUUGCCGAUGGCAUGUAGCACUGCCGACCCGUUCGCUUACUACUAUGGCUACGGUGAUGAGAAUGCUCACCGUCGUCUCCACAUUGGGGAGAAUGCGACCUCCGCUAACAUGCACGCAUGCUUCAACGAAUGUGAACCUUGCGAUGGUCUUGCUCUCUGCACGGCUUUCGAUUGUCCUCCUUACUACGGUUUGAAGAGCAGCGCAUGGGAGCUCACCGGUGAGUCAAGGGGCACAUGCUGCGACGCACUCAGCGGCGGCGAAGGUUCGAUUGUGGUGCGCAGCGCGGGGUAUUCUGACGGCAACUACGCCCAGUUCUGGCUGAAAGGGGAUCUCCUCUACGCGACGGCUGCUCGGGGGCUGACUGUCGUUGAGUUGCGACCCGGAUCCCUCGGCGAGUACAUCGUGAAACACACGGAGACCUUUGACACUUUCGUGGAUUCGUCCAAGCUGGAAAGCUAUCUGUCCGCCGUCGCCGCUGGCAAUCUGAUCCUCAUGGCCGCCGUAGACGAGGCUUCGGCCAUGCUGAGCCAAGAGAACUGCUACCCUGCCGUCGGAGACCGCAUCACGCAGCUACCCUCCGUAUAUGUGAGCAAAAGCAUUGAUAGCUACCUGUGGGGCCGAGUCCAUCCAGCAGAUGGCGUUCAGGAGCUCCUAUGCGCUCAUCGGGCAGAAGGGGGGGAGUGCCUUGUCCGAGGAGAUAUCGCCUGA